Messenger RNA from Pieris brassicae (large cabbage white), 3560 nucleotides. RefSeq names its product perilipin-4. Gene Ontology annotation, cellular component: plasma membrane. NCBI's taxonomy places the organism in Eukaryota, Metazoa, Arthropoda, Insecta, Lepidoptera, Pieridae. The record is from RefSeq and is a predicted model, not a curated record. The transcript is spliced from 25 exons. The coding region runs from base 23 to 2449 and encodes 808 amino acids.
AAAUAAUAUUUUCUAUGUUUCAAUGCUGACAGACAAGAACCUUGGAGCGUUCCGAAGCAUCGGAGAGAAAACAGCAUCACUCUUCGAGAGGAAGAAGAAGGAUGCUGAGCAGCUUGCCCAAGAGAAAGUAGCUGAGGCCGCCCACGUUGUCGAAGAGCAAGUGAAAAAGACUGGUGAACUGGUCGCUGGUGCUGAGAAGAGCGCUAAUGAUGCUGCUAACACAGCAAAUGAAACGAAGCAAUCGGCUAUCGAUGCUCUUGACAAGGAGCUGUCGAAGGUGUCCCUAGCUGCUGGUGAGGCAAAGGACGCGGCAGCGAAGGCAGUAGCUGACGGCAAGAAGGUCGUUGACACCACCAAAGAUACGAUAGCUACGACAGUUGAUAACACAAAGAAAGCAGCGGAAACAGCACUGAACACAGCAAAAGAUACGCUCAGUAGCACAGUAGACACAACUAAAAGCACAGCACAGUCUGUGGUGGAUACGGGAAAGAGUUACGCAACUGGGGCAAAAGAAAGUUCUAAUAAUUCAUUAGAAAUGUCCAAGGAAUGUGGUGAUUCGUUUUUAGAGACAACUAAACAAUAUGUCUCUAGUGUAAAAGAUUCUGUAUCAAGUACUGUAGAUAGCACAAAGAAGGCUGCUCAAAGUACCUUUGAAACAGGAAAAUCGUACGUCGAUUCAACAAAAGACUCUGUUAUAAAUACUAUUCAAUCAACUGUAGACACGACUAAGCAAACUGCUCAAUCAGCUGUUGAUACGGGAAAAUCGUAUGUCACUAGUGCUAAAGAUACGUUAUCAAGCACAGUAGAAGCUGCACAAAAAUCAGCACAAUCUGCUUUUGAUACUGGAAAGAGUUACGUAGAUACUGCUAAAGAAACCGUAGAUGUGAACAAAAAUGCAAGCGUCGCAGCAAGCAAAGUCUAUAUAGAUUCUGCUAAAGAUACUGUUACAAGCACUGUUGAUAGUACAAAGAAAGCUGCUCAAAGCACAAUGGAAACCGGAAAAUCUUACGUUGACUCUGCCAAAGAUACAGUUCAAAGCACAUUAAUGAGCACAAUAGAUAUAGCAAAAAGCACAGCCAAUUCUGUAGUUGAAACUGGAAAAUCUUAUGUCGAUACAGCUAAAGACUCUGUCGCCAACACUGUAGAUUCUACCAAAAAAACGGCCACGUCAGUUGUUGAUACUGGGUCGUCCUACAUUGGUGCAGCUAAAGAUACUGUGACUAAUACUGUACAAAGCACAUUAGAUGUAACAAAGAAUGUUGCUCAAGCCGCUGUUGAAAAAGGCACUGCUCUUGUUGGCACCGCUAAAGACACCGUAGUAAAUGCCGUAGAUACGACAAAAUCAGUCGCACAAGGCGCAGUAGACACAACUAAAACUGCAGCACAAAGCGCAGUGGAAACAACCAAAUCUGUGGCACAAAAUAUUGUAGAAAAGGGCACAUCAUUAGUAGGCACUGCUAAAGACACCGUAGCAAGCACUGUUGAUUCUACCAAAAAUGUAGCAACAUCAGCAGCCGAUAAAGGAUUUGGCUUAAUUAAUAGUGCUAAAGAAACAGUUACAAAUUCAGUCAGUUCUACCGUAGAUACUUCUAAAUCAGCAGCAACAUCUGCGUACGAUAAAGGUUCUUCUUACGUUAACUCAGCGAAAGACACAGUAUCUAGCACGAUAGAUAGUACUAAAAAUGUAGCAACAUCAGCUGUCGAUAAAGGAGUUUCUUUAGUAGGAAGUGCUAAAGAUUCAGUUACAAAUACAUUGUACGGUACAGUAGAUGCUAGUAAGAACGUGGCUUCAUCCGUUUAUGAAAAAGGAUCCUCAUUAGUAGAGGCAGCAAAAGAUACAGUAGCGAACACUCUUGAUACUACCAAAAACGUAGCGUCAUCGGCAGUAGAAAAGGGCUCUUCCUUAGUUGGUAGUGCAAAAGAUUCAGUAACAAGCACAGUCCAAAAUACAGUAGACACUACAAAGAAUGUAGCUAGCGCAGUUUACGACAAGAGUGCGUCACUCGUUACGGGUGCAAAAGAUACGGUCUCAAGUGUGGUGUCGGGCGGUUCCAAUGAUACAAUUAACACGACGGUAGAUCACACCAAGAAGGCUGCUGAGGAUGCAAAAGAGAAGGCAAGGUUGGCUGCGGAGGCCGCGAAGGAAGAGGCUAAACGAGCUGCUAAUGCAGCAGUAGAGGAAUCCAAGAAGGCAGCAGAAAAGGCUGCAGCAGAUGCAAGCAAUGCUGUUCACAGUACCAUCGACAACACAUUAAAACGUAUGGAAGGAGCCGCUGAUGAAGGCCUGAAGAAUGCUAGCCACGUCGUUGAUGGGAAGAUUAAGGAUGCCGACAAGUACCUCAAUGAGAAACGUGAAAAUCUGGUCUCAAACUUAACAUCAACAGCAAAAGAUGGCGCUGACGCGGCAGCAGGUCUUCUUAGCAAAGGCAUGACUCCAUUCUCUAAGUAAAUCUUAUUACAUAUUGUAUUCCUUUGCUAUAUUCAUUCGGGAAACUGACAGACUGCAUUGUAAAUAAAAAUAAUUAUACACAGAUUUUAUAUAAACCACAGAGGCCCUAGCACGAACGUUACGUCAAUACGAUACUGUCAGUUUUGACAGCUCGAAAUCGAUCUUACAAUAUGUAGUUUCUUUGCAAUAGCUAUUCGACUUUACGUUACCGAUGCUAACUUGAAGGCUUUCCCACCAAAUUUGGGGAAAUUAAGAUGUCCAGCUGAUUUUAGGGCGUAAUUUUUUAAGAAUAUUUUCUUUAACCGAACCAUUCUAUACAAUUAAUAUUAAGCCUCGAACACAACCGAGAAACUAAACAAAAUGUAAACUCCAAGCGUAACUUAAAUUUAAAUAUUAGAAAAUCAAAUGACAGCUACUUUAUACUAUUUACCUUUCAAACCGAGUGUACAACAAAAACUUUAUUAGUUUUUGAUAUCGAUUAAAAGCCCCUAGACUUUGAAGUCCUAGGAACAUUAUGUAGAAGUUGGCAUCGCUGAUUUGCGUAUUGUUCUUGCUAAAGCUUUCGACGAAGCACAAAACCUUUAUAAUAAUUUAUUAACUGUUAAAGAUACUUCAGAAAACUUAAAUGAGAUUGCAAUUUGUUAGAUUUCCCUUUGUCUCAAAUAAUUUAAUCUCUUAGGUGUUUGACAUUAGUUACUCAGUUUCAGCCUAACAUAUUGACAAUUAACCGCUGUCAACUCAUAUUUUAAGCUAGUUAUAAGAAUAUAUGCGCAUUUGUAUGCAAUUUAUCCAUUUGCUUGGCUUAAGAAAUGCCGUCCAAUGAUGCCUUUCCGAUAGUUGCACAAUAGUCGUAUCAUACAAACUUCAAAAUAUGGAAAAUUAAGCUAAGUGCUAAAUUACUGUAUCAUGCCUUCAACGUGUACAAUUAAUUUUUGAUAAUGAAUCAUUUCGCAAACUAUAUAUUACCUAUAUGCGUAUAUUUUAAUAUUUAUGCAUACAGUUAUGGAUCUUAUGUUAAAUUUCUAUGUUAUAUAUUUUAUUGGAAAUUAUUUAUAAUUAGAUAAGCAUCUUACAUUGAUCUUUGUUGUUGAAUAAAUCCUUGUCAUCCCAA